Messenger RNA from Psammomys obesus (fat sand rat), 513 nucleotides. RefSeq names its product mitochondrial ribosomal protein S18C (gene Mrps18c). The coding region runs from base 48 to 470 and encodes 140 amino acids. Gene Ontology annotation, molecular function: structural constituent of ribosome; small ribosomal subunit rRNA binding. Gene Ontology annotation, cellular component: ribosome; mitochondrial small ribosomal subunit. The record is from RefSeq and is a predicted model, not a curated record. Gene Ontology annotation, biological process: mitochondrial translation. Lineage: Eukaryota; Metazoa; Chordata; Mammalia; Rodentia; Muridae. The transcript has 6 exons.
GUCGGAGCGCGUAGGGAAGAGGAAAGGAAGGGGAAAGGCGGAGAACCAUGGCAGCUAUGGCUGCUGUGUGCAGUGCUGUCGGGAGGAAGAGCUUGACAACAAGCCUCACAGAUCGCGGAACUUACGCGGUUACAGCGCUGUGGAGAAGAUGUUGUUCACAGUAUAAUCAGGUAGCCAGCAAUAAGGACCUGCCAAUCCUAAUGGAAAACCCCUAUAAGGAGCCUCUUAAGAAGUGUGUCUUGUGUGAGAAACGUGUAGAUUAUAAGAAUGUACAGCUUCUGUCCCAGUUUAUUUCUCCAUUCACUGGACGCAUUUACGGAAGGCACAUAACAGGUCUUUGUGGAAAGAAACAGAAAGAAAUAACAAAGGCCAUUAAGAGAGCUCAGAAAAUGGGAUUUAUGCCAGUGACAUACAAGGAUCCUGCGUAUCUCAAAGACCCUAAAGUUUGUAACAUCAGAUACCGGGAAUAAAUUUUGUAAAGUUACUGUCAAUAAACGUGUAAUUGCUUGUCAA